This is a messenger RNA of Physcomitrium patens, 2418 nucleotides long. RefSeq names its product butanoate--CoA ligase AAE1. The record is from RefSeq and is a predicted model, not a curated record. NCBI's taxonomy places the organism in Eukaryota, Viridiplantae, Streptophyta, Bryopsida, Funariales, Funariaceae.
AGCGAGAGGCUCGGCCGUGACUCAGUUUGCUGGAUGCUGAUCGCGUCUCGGAAAUCUGGGUUCAUGGGUUUGUGAGCAGGAGUGGGAGAUGGCAGCGUGAAGGUGUGCUGCAUCGGAGGAUCGGGUGUUUACACGGCGUUGUGCAAGAGUUGUGCAAGAGUCGGCGAUCAUGGCGACGCCAAAAUGCGCGGCCAAUUAUGCUCCUCUCACGCCCAUCUUGUUUCUCGAGCGCUCGGCGUCGGUGUACCCCGAGCGCACAUCCAUUAUUUACGGCGAUCUGCGCUUCACUUGGAAGCAGACCAUGGAGCGGUGCCGGUGCCUCGCGUCCAAGGUCGCGCAGCUCGUCUCGGCUGGCCAGACGGUUUCAGUGUUAUCGCCGAACUCUCCUGCAGUGUACGAGUUGAACUUCGGUGUGCCCAUGGCGAGGGCUGUACUCAACUCGAUCAACUCCCGACUUGACGCUCGUAUGAUCUCCGUCUUGCUUAGCCACAGCGAGACCAAGGUCUUGUUUGCAGAUUCCCAGCACCUACAAGUCGUGCAGGAGGCUCUCAGAAUGUGGCUCUCAUCCUCUGACGCCCCAGCAGAGAAGCCUCAAAUUAUAGUCAUUGAAGACAGAUUAGACGCAGGAAGCUACAAUUUUCAGACGUUUCUUCCGGGGUGGGGAGAGCUUGUAGAGUAUGAGGAGUUCCUUGCAAGCGGCGAUCCUUCCUUUCCAAUUCAGUGGCCUCUGGAUGAUUGGGAGACGAUCGUUUUGAAUUAUACCUCGGGGACGACGUCUCGGCCUAAGGGGGUCCUCUACCACCAUAGGGGAGCGUACCUGGCGCCCUUGAUCACAGUCCAAUUCUGGGGCAUGCAAGACGAAUCCGUCUAUUUGUGGACGCUGCCCAUGUUCCACUGCAACGGCUGGACGUUCAUCUGGGGAAUGGCUGCAAUUGCCGGCACGAAUGUUAUCAUCCGCAAUGUAGAGGCCAAGGCCAUUUACGACUCCAUCGUGAAACACAAAGUGACGCAUCUUUGUGGUGCCCCGGUGGUGUUCAACACUAUCGCCAACGCGCCCCCGCAGGACAAGAAAAAGCUUCCUGGACGAGUGUUCACUAUCACAGGCGGUGCUCCACCGCCUCCCUCAGUGCUCAGCAACAUGGAGUCAAUGGGGUUCACGGUCCUCCAUUCUUACGGCCUUACGGAAACUUACGGCCCUGCUCUAGUGUGCGUGUGGAAGCCGGAGUGGAAUGGCCUCUCUGCUGAAGAGCGAGCUCGCAUCAAAGCGCGGCAAGGGGUUGCCACAGUGGGACUUCAAGGCCUGGAUGUCUUGGAUCCCGACACAAUGAAAGCAGUUCCGCGUGAUGCGAAGACAAUCGGGGAAAUUAUGAUACGCGGUCACACCGUUAUGAAGGGGUACUUCAAAGACGAGGACGCCACCCGGAAGGCGUUUGAGGGAGGAUGGUACCACACGGGUGAUCUAGGAGUGAUGCACCCGGACGGAUAUGUCGAAGUAAAGGAUCGGUCGAAGGAUAUCAUCAUCUCUGGUGGUGAGAACAUCAGCUCCAUCGAAGUCGAGUCUGUGUUGUUCAAGCACCCGCAGAUCAUGGAAGCUGCGGUUGUGGCGCGGCCUGACAAGCACUGGGGUGAGUCGCCAUGCGCGUUUGUGACGCUGCGGGAGGGCGCCAUGGGGGUGAACGCAGACACCAUUGUUGCGUAUUGCAGGGAACACCUUCCUAAGUUCUAUGUACCGAAAACGAUUGUGUUCUGCGAGCUGCCAAAGACGACGACGGGAAAGGUGCAAAAAUUCAAGCUUCGGGAGAUGGCGAAAGCUUUGCCUCAGUCUGUUGCGAGUAAAUUGUAACGAGUUCGAGAGCAGUUCUUGUGAAUGUCAGCGAGAUCUCUCGCUCCACAGUAAAUAUUUCGAGCUCUGUCAAAAGGGGUGCACCAGUUGGAAGAAAAGGUAUGAGCGGAGGUCAUAUGGUUUUUGUUAAGACUGGGUCUGUAGGAUAUGUCAGCGGCUGUUACAGUACUCGAUCAACAGCGUGACGCUUGACAUUUUAGAACUUGGGAAUCCUUUUUCAGAGCUUUCAGGGUUUAGAGCCUAGCAUUUUAUGAGGAGGCUGUCCUCAGCAGGUAGUGUAGUGUAUAAGAAGUUGAUUUCACCACCCACAAUAGUGUUGAAUGGCUGCUAUUGGGAGGACAUCAUGGAAAGCCUCCAAGUCAAGUCAUUUUUGUGACUUCGACCCUAGCUAUGAAAGAAUGCAGAGGUAGAGAGUAUCCGAUAUCAUACCCCAAUUGCAUUUGUAAAGUUUAAACGCUUGUUCAUAGAGGUGUCUAAAGAAGAGAGCUUCGAGUAGGCCUCGUAUGCGGUUCUGCUCCAGCUUUGAGUCGGCGAGUUAUCGGCCGACUCAAGAAUUUAUUAUGCACUUUAUUUGA